Messenger RNA from Branchiostoma belcheri (Belcher's lancelet), 385 nucleotides. RefSeq lists its product as uncharacterized. Bases 26 to 385 code for a protein of 119 amino acids. The record is from RefSeq and is a predicted model, not a curated record. The transcript is spliced from 3 exons. NCBI's taxonomy places the organism in Eukaryota, Metazoa, Chordata, Leptocardii, Amphioxiformes, Branchiostomatidae.
UUGCAGAAUUAGAAGCGAAGACAGCAUGAGUCAGUGUAAGAUGCCCCCUCUUGAACCCGGACCGGUCAUACCAGGCUAUGGGGAUCCUGUCUUCUUCAACGAGACUGAGAGAGCCUAUGGUGCUUCCCUUGUGUUCCGGGGUGAAGUCGAAAAGCGCGUCAACAACGGGGAGGCUUUUACAAGCUACAGGCCGGUGUCGUUUCAGGCUCAGGUGGUUGAAGGAAUAAACUACAAGAUCCAGGUCGAGGUUAGGAUCUGGCUGCCAGCACCAAUUGAACCGCCGGAGAUUGUGCAGAAGACCGUUGAGAUGACGGUGUACUGGGGUCUCCCACCGGCCAUCCCCAAACUCACGGACGCCAAGAUUCUGGAACCUGUGGAGAAGUAG